Molecule: messenger RNA, 1933 nt
Organism: Bufo gargarizans (Asiatic toad)
Lineage: Eukaryota; Metazoa; Chordata; Amphibia; Anura; Bufonidae
Product: trafficking protein particle complex subunit 9-like
Cellular component (GO): trans-Golgi network
Source: RefSeq, a predicted model, not a curated record
CAGGAAGUGGCAGGCAGUGUUGGGAGAGAGGAGCUGAGAGACAGGAGCUUCACGUGGCAGAAUGAGUGUCCCAGAUUACAUGCAAUGUGCCGAGGACCACCAGACCCUCCUGGUGGUGGUCCAGUACGUGGGGGUCUUAAAAAGUGAGAAUUUCUUCAAGAUCUACAAGCGCAUCUCCUCAGUGUCUCAGGUGAACGUCAACAACUCUCAGCGCGUCCUGUACAUCCGCUAUCGGCAUCAGUACCUGGUGGAGAACAACGACUGGGGAGACUUCCAGACCCAUCGGAAGGUGGUGGGCCUCAUCUGUGUGGCUGAAUGCGGCCUCCCUAACGAGCUGCCCCCCAUAUUCCGGAAAUACGAGCAGAACAAGGAGGUCUACAGCUCCACCCUGUACGACUUCAGGCUCUUUGUAUUUGGGCUGAAGGAAGAGCCGGCCGAUCAGUCCCGGACCGACAGAGCCUUCUACCCCAGCUACGACGACUGUGAGUCCGUGGAGAAGCAGGUGGAGGACUUCAUCCAGUCCUUGCACAUUGUGUUGGAGAGCAAAAGGCUGGACAGGACCAGCGAGAAGUCCGGGGAGAAGAUCCCGCUGCUCUAUGUGCCGUAUGAGAAGAAGGAUUUUGUGGGGCUGGAUCCGGACAGCAGGCAUUACAAGAAGCGGUGUCAGGGUCGUAUGCGGAAACACGUGGGGGAUUUAAGCCUGCAGGCCGGGAUGCUGCAGGACGCCCUCGUCCAUUAUCACAUGGCUGUGGAGCUCCUGCGAGCCGUCAAUGACUUUGUGUGGCUGGGAGCUGCUCUGGAAGGACUCUGCUCAGCGUCUGUGAUACAUCAUUACCCGGCAGGAACAGGCGGGAAGACGGGGGCCCGCCGGACGCAGAAUGUGGCCCCCUCUGCUGAUGCUGGGAAGAGGCACAGACCAGGUGCUCAGGAGGUUCUUAUAGACCCAGGCGCUCUUUCCGCCAACGGGAUAAACAUGGACGCCAGCACAGAGAUUGGACGUGCGAAGAACUGCCUGAGCCCUGACGAUAUCAUCGAGAAGUACAAGGAGGCCAUUUCUUACUAUGAAAAGUCCAAGCCGGCCGGAGUGAUCGAGCUGGAAGCCUGUGUGAAGGCCGUCCGGGUCCUGGCCAUACAGAAGAAGAGCAUGGAGGCCUCAGAGUUUCUGCAGAAUGUGGUCUACAUCAAUCUGCGCCAGCUUUCAGAGGAGGAGAAGAUCCAGCGAUACAGCAUCCUCUCUGAGCUUUAUGAACUCAUUGGCUUCCACCGAAAAUCUGCUUUCUUCAAACGGGUGGCUGCCAUGCAGUGCGUAGCCCCCACAAUCCCAGAGCCCGGGUGGAAGGCAUGCUACAAGCUCCUCCUGGAGACAUUGCCCGGCUACAGCUUAUCUCUGGACCCUAAAGACUUCACCAAAGGUGCGCACAGAGGAUGGGCGGCUGUGCAGAUGCGGUUAUUACACGAGCUGGUCUACGCCUCCCGGAGGAUGGGCAACCCCGCUCUGUGUGUUCGGCAUCUGUCCUUCCUCCUGCAGACUAUGUUGGACUUCCUGUCUGACCAAGAGAAGAAGGACGUGGCGCAGAGCCUGGAGAGCUACACCUCCAAAUGUGCAGGGACCAUGGAAGCCAUUAACCUACCUGAAGGCCUGACGCUGCCUCCUGUGCCCUUCACUAAGCUGCCAAUUGUGAGGUCAGUGAAGCUUCUGAACCUUCCAAUUAUCCUACGGCCACAGAAGGUGAAGAAUUUACUAGGCCAGAAGCUCUAUAAAAGCCCCUUCAUCUACUCCCCGAUCAUUGCCCACAACCGCAGCGAGGAGAAGAACAAGAAAAUCGAUUCUCCACCAUAUUUGUCUCUGAACCCAUUCUAUUUUGAGCUCUCCAGUGGUGUAGGGCAAGGAAUGAGCAGAUUUGUGGCCUUGAGUGAGCUGAAAGGAACCUAA